CCUGGCAAUUUGCCUCUGAAUUUUUUUCCUCCACAGACCCUGCAAUUCUCUCUCUUCUCCGUCUCCACAAUCUCCAAAUUCUUUUCAUGGAUACUUCCUUUCUCGAUUCACUUUCGGAUUCGGAUUUUGAUCUCGAUUUACAUCUCAUCAUGGGUAAAAAAAGUUCUCAGAAGAAAUUUGCUACAAUGCUGGAUAGUGAUGAUACCGAUAGUAUGAGCUCAUCGACCUCGUCGAUGCGCUUGGACAAUAUGACAGAGAAUGGUCUCAGUGAAGUUCAGGUUGGUAAGGAUGAUUUGCUUGAUCAGUGUUUGGAUGCUUUGUACGAGAAGAGGGGGUCAACUAGAGAAAAGGCAUUGGCAUCUAUUAUUGAGUCAUUCAAUAGCAGCUUGCAGAAUGAAUUUGUCGAAACAAAAUUUGCUACAUUGCUGCAGCAGUGCCUCAAUUCCAUUAAGAAGGGUUCUGCGAAGGAGGUUGCCCUGGCAUCUCAUGCAAUAGGACUUUUAGCAGUGACUGUGGGUCCUGGGGAGAAGGCUCAAGAGAUCUUGGAAGAAUCACUCUCCCCUAUAUCGGAUGCCCUUAGAAUUCGUCCUGAGACAUCUAAGAUUCUGUCGUUGCUCCAAUGUUUGGCUGUUAUUACUUUUGUUGGCGGUGAAGAUCCAGAACAGACGGAAAAAUCAAUGCACAUAAUGUGGCAAGUGGCUCGUCCGAAAUUGGGUGCCAAUGUGGCUGCCUUUAAACCUUCGCCAGCAGUGAUAGCGAUGAUGGUCUCUUCCUGGUCAUUUUUACUCACUACUGUGAAUGGCUGGGCGCUGAACCCUAAGAGUUGGCAAGAGUCAAUCUUGUACUUCUCUACACUGUUGGACAAGGAUGACAGAGCACUGCGUAUUGCAGCUGGUGAAGCACUUGCCUUAAUCUUUGAGAUAGGGAACCUAGACAAAUUCUGCGGCGAAAAUAAGGACUCUUCUGAGCCCACUAUUGAUGAAGGGAAGGAUUCCCGAAAAUUGAUGUACUUACAUGGAUUGAGAACUAAAAUACUUGGUCAAGUGCGGGGCCUCUCUGCUGAGGCUGGUGGUAAAGGUUCUGCCAAGAAAGAUCUCAAUAGUCAGAGGAACACUUUCCGUGAUAUCCUAGACUUCCUUGAGGACGGUUAUACACCCGAGACCUCAAUGAAGAUAGGUGGAGAUCCUCUGAAUACAAGCUCAUGGACUCAAUUGAUACAGUUGAACUUCCUGAAACAUUUCCUUGGAGGAGGAUUUGUGAAGCACAUGCAGGAGAACCAAUUUCUCCAUGAUGUGUUUGGUUUCACGCCCAAGAAGAAGCUCCUAUCAGGGACCGAACAGCGUAUGUCAGGGAGCGAAAAGAGAAUGUACAAGUCCCCUAACUCAGCUCUCAGCAAGGCACGGACGCAGUUACUGAACAAACAACGGACAUUGGCCCAGGGGAGGAACGCAGGCCACUUUGCAGUCGAUGAGUAAAAAGAGGAUCAAGCACUCUCGGGGAUAUAAAUAACAUUUGUUGCACCCCUUUUGCCUACACAUUCGGACGAUAUACUAUUUGUUUACAGAUUGGGAAUCCACUGUAUUAACACACCAUUUAUUCACUAUAAUCUUCUCUGAGGCAAUGCUAUUAAUCUUAUUAUAGGCCA
Messenger RNA from Salvia splendens (bonfire salvia), 1645 nucleotides. RefSeq names its product interferon-related developmental regulator 1. Lineage: Eukaryota; Viridiplantae; Streptophyta; Magnoliopsida; Lamiales; Lamiaceae. The record is from RefSeq and is a predicted model, not a curated record. The coding region runs from base 87 to 1475 and encodes 462 amino acids. The transcript is spliced from 14 exons.